Bombus terrestris (buff-tailed bumblebee) is the source of this 1353-nucleotide messenger RNA. RefSeq names its product basic proline-rich protein. The transcript is spliced from 6 exons. The coding region runs from base 204 to 1334 and encodes 376 amino acids. Gene Ontology annotation, cellular component: cytoplasm; nucleus. Lineage: Eukaryota; Metazoa; Arthropoda; Insecta; Hymenoptera; Apidae. The record is from RefSeq and is a predicted model, not a curated record. Gene Ontology annotation, molecular function: Hsp70 protein binding; protein folding chaperone.
CAACAGCGCGAGACGUGGUGUGAUUAUCGCUGUGUGCCUUUGUUCCAAGUAUUUCAGGAACCUGUAGGUUGAAAUUAAAUACUGCGUGAAAGGAUGGUUAUAUGAACGCAAGUGUAUGGCUAAUUGAGUGUACAAAAAAUCAUAGAAUAUCGAGGUAGUUGCCUGUCGUCCUAACGCCCAAGUGUAACACCCCACUGUGAACGAUGGCUAACUACUACGACAUACUAGAAGUGCAACAAACCGCCACGAGCGAGGACAUCAGAAGGGCAUAUAGAAAAUUGGCAUUGAUAUGGCAUCCAGACAAAAACCCUAAUAAUCUGGAAGAAGCGAACAAAAAAUUCAAAGAAAUAUCCGAGGCAUACGAAGUCUUAAUUGACGAAAGCAGAAGAAGAAUCUACGAUCAAUAUGGAAAGAAUGGACUUCAAAUGUACGUUGGUAAGGAGCCCCACAGGAACAACUUUGGUCCACGCUUCAUUAACACCUUCAUGUUUAGAAACCCACAGGAAGUAUUUGAAGAAUUCUUUCGUCCUGCUAUUUUCGAGAACCCGCCCCCUAACCUUAUUAGAGGCGAUGUACACCCGCCGGUCAGACCCAACGGGUAUAUGCAUCCAAGCAGUAACAGCAUUAGCAUACCAUCCUUUACUUCGAUAAGAUUUCCUCCGAUGGGACCUCCUCCGAUGGGACCUCCUCUGAUGGGACCUCCUCUGAUGGGACCUACUCUGAUGGGACCUCCUCCGAUGGGACCUCCUCCGAUGGGACCUCCUCCGAUGGGACCUCCUCCGAUGGGACCUCCUCCGAUGGGACCUCCUCCGAUGGGACCUCCUCCGAUGGGACCUCCUCCGAUGGGACCUCCUCCGAUGGGACCUCCUCCGAUGGGACCUUCUCCGAUGGGACCUCCUCCGAUGGGACCUCCUCCGAUGGGACCUCCUCCGAUGGGACCUCCUCCGAUGGGACCUCCUCCGAUGGGACCUCCUCCGAUGGGACCUCCUCCGAUGGGACCUCCUCCUCCUUCUCCUCCUCCUCCUCCUCCUCCUCCUCCUCCUCCUCCUCCUCCUCCUCCUCCUCCUCCUCCUCCUCACUUUGGUUUAGUAUCAUUCAACGGCGUACCUCGAGGUCAGCCAAGAAACAUCAUCUGGAUCAAUAGGGAUGUGACUGGAUACAGAGGUCCUAAUUACGUGAAACAGACGAAUAUUUCAACUCAAAUUAUCAACGGCAAAAAGAUCACCAUCAAAAAGGUUUUUAAAAAUGGAAAGCUAACAGUAAUAUUGUACGAGGAUAAUGUCAUGAAGUCGAAGUUAGUGAACGGCCUGCCACAACCAAUGAAGUCCACUUAAAUCAUUUCUCUAUCAAGAA